Messenger RNA from Octopus sinensis (East Asian common octopus), 2766 nucleotides. RefSeq names its product serine protease 42. The transcript has 6 exons. Gene Ontology annotation, cellular component: extracellular region. The record is from RefSeq and is a predicted model, not a curated record. The coding region runs from base 737 to 2314 and encodes 525 amino acids. Gene Ontology annotation, biological process: proteolysis. Lineage: Eukaryota; Metazoa; Mollusca; Cephalopoda; Octopoda; Octopodidae. Gene Ontology annotation, molecular function: chitin binding; serine-type endopeptidase activity.
GAAAACCGAACGCAGGGGUGAGGUUGAGUUUUCACAACAUAUAUUCUCUAGUUAGGAGAGUCCCAAGUGAAAUAUAUUCAAUGUCGACGCGAGUAUUUCUGAGAGAAAAGAUUUUAAUCCGUGAGUCAACACAUCUUGUUAUUCGAGUGAGCCCAGAAAGUAAGCAACGCUAGACUAUUGACCAUAGCUGCAUCGGCAGCCAGAUAAACAGGAGUGAGUGAAUGCCUCUCCUGAUCAUAUUCUUUAUUUAUCUCUGACGCUGGAGACUAAACAGAAACUCUAGCCAACAGAAGGAAGGAACAAUGAAAAAGAGAUUAUUUUUGUGACGUCCUUUUCCCUGUUUGCUCUUUCUUUCAUUCACAACUUGCAAACAAAACAGGGGAAGCACGUUUCUUCAUUCUUCUGUAUGAAUCUUGUCGGUUUAAUAAUUUAUAGUGUGACUAUGAAAUAGCUUUUUUUUAUGGCUAUGGACUUUUAUAAUAAUAAUAAUAAUAAUGAUAAUAAUAAUAAUUACAAAAGAAAAUACUAUCUUUACAAACAAUAAGAAAACUUUGAAAUGUCUAUCUUUGAAUGAAAUCUAAAAGCAAACCACUUGACGCUAUAUAUAUUCAAAAGUAUUUUCUAAGAAGGUCUUCGGAUUAAUCUUUAAAUAUAUCGUCUCAAUCACAGCUGUGAUAAAUGAAUGUUAAUAGCAUUUUCUUAAAUUCUAUUUAAUCAGUUCCAGUAACCAAAAAUCAUGAACGUUUUGACUAUGAUACGACUUGUGCAAUAUUCAGUAGUCUUUCUUGGUUUAUCUCUGUUUUUCUUAGUAAAUGAGUGCAAUGCUCGAAAACCUCAAAAAUCCAUUUACAUGUCUUACUGUCCGAAAUUUUCAUUUACUCAACUCUACAUUCGGGAUCCAGAUGAUUGCAAGGCAUUCCAUAUUUGUUUCGGGAGUAGAUCCUGGAAAAUGACCUGUCCGGGAAAUACAGUCUUUUCCUCAAAAUACAAAGUAUGCGUGUGGUUAAACUCACCAAAAGACGACUGUGUAACACCGAAAAAGAAAACAACUUCACUGCUACAGAGAUUUACAUUUUCUCCCACAUCGGAUACCAAAAGGUGGCGAACAUCAUCAAACAUGAAAAAAACAACGUCCUUAUCAUCAGCGCCAACAUCAUCAACAAAAUUAUUAUCUUCCACAGCAAAAAUAAUCACAACAACAAUAUCAACAAAGUUAAAUCGAAUUACAAAAAACAAUGUAUUCAAAUCCACAUUAGGUACUCAAACUAAGAGAAUGAGUUCAAUGUUCACCAAAUUGUAUAAUCGAAAAACAACAUCGAAAUUAUACACGAAGUGGUGGCCACGGAAAAUAACAAAGUGGUGGGAAAAUAAGAAGCCUUCAACCAAAACGAAAGCAAAGUUCUCAAUGCCAACGUCGACAUUGACGGAGAUGAGAACGACAAAGAUACCAACAGGGUCAACAGCAAGGUCAACAGACGAACAGCCAAAAAUAAAGACGACAACCAAAACAUUCUUCCAAAAAGAAACAGAACGCUGUGGAGAGAUAUUAAACACCGCAUAUAUCAUCGGUGGUCAACCUAGCAUGCCAGGACGAUGGCCUUGGCAAGUGUCGUUACAAAUAAUAUCAGCUGGUCAACCGUGGCACAGAUGUGGAGGAGUUCUAGUUCAUCCACUGUGGAUAAUCACUGCUGCUCAUUGUGUGGAAGGGCCAUUUUAUGGCAAUUUGAAAAACUGGCGAGUCGUCUUGGCUGAGGGAAACUUAGAGGUGAAAAGUGGGUCUGAAGUUUAUCGCAAACUAUCAAAAAUUAUCAGUCAUCCCGGUUACGAACGGGCCAGUAACUUCCCGAAUGAUAUUGCAAUGUUACAACUUGAUGAACCAGUUAAUACUUACGAUACUAACAUUCGGAUGGCUUGUUUACCGCCAUUAGAGACAACUCAGUUAUUCAAAGAAAAGAAUUGCUGGAUCAGUGGCUGGGGUGAAACUAGAGGAAGUGGUGAAACGAAUGGGCUGAACGAAUUACAAGUCGACAUUGUACCGAGCGAAGCGUGUAAACCAAUGUGGGGACGAGUGGAUAUCAGCGUUUUAGACCAACAAGUAUGUGUUGGAUACGGAGACACCGGCGCUUGCUAUGGCGAUUCUGGUGGUCCUUUAAUGUGUGAAGUGAAUGGAACUUACUAUCUCGGCGGUGUCAUGUCCUGGCUUAUCAACAACUGUUCAGCAAGAGGUUUCCCCAACGUAUUUACUCGCGUACAAAGUUACCUGGACUGGAUACAUGGUAACAUUGAUUACUAUCACUGGUGGCGCUACAGUUAGACACCGGUAUUUCUAGAAUAUAGCGACUUAUGAAAUUUAAAACAAAUUAAAGUAAAACAUUGGAUACAGUAGUAAGGAACCAAAUACUACCACUGUUGUAUCAAAGAUAUAUUUAUAUGACAAUAAGCGUAUAUAUAUGUAUAUGUUUUGGUGAUUGAAAUCUUUCACGAACAACUGCAGUUUACAUAUUGCUCUUUGGAGACAAAGAGAUAGUAAACAACAAAAACAAUUGAAAUGAAAAUUUUCAAAAGAAAAUAAUGCAAAAAAAAUUGGAUGGACGGUGAUUGAAAUAUUGUGAUAAAAACAUAUUUUUGAAGUUUAAUGAAAAUUCAUCGAUUUCUAAUCGAUAAAAAACUGUUACUUGAAGUGUAUUUUGUAAAAAUGAAAUAUUACAACGUUUUUUAAAAAUUAUAUCAAAUAAACAUCAUCCCGCUGUAUUAAAAAAAUACUUG